This is a messenger RNA of Cydia pomonella (codling moth), 1543 nucleotides long. RefSeq names its product tetratricopeptide repeat protein 12. The record is from RefSeq and is a predicted model, not a curated record. Bases 289 to 1038 code for a protein of 249 amino acids. Gene Ontology annotation, molecular function: protein binding. The transcript is spliced from 3 exons. NCBI's taxonomy places the organism in Eukaryota, Metazoa, Arthropoda, Insecta, Lepidoptera, Tortricidae.
AACUAAUUGUGUAGUAUAAAACCCAGUAUAAUAAAUAAUAAUAGUAUAAUAAAUCACCAGUAAAUAUUAAUAUCUAACCUUAUCGAUUAUCAACUUUCUCGAAAGUAUUCCGGCUCGAUUGAUAAUAAUCGGAUCCGGUUGCUAAAAACCUUUUUACAUAUUUUACACGCAUAUUCUUCGAUAAAAAAAAGUUAGCUUGACAACCGUUGCUAAGCGCUGUUUUGUCAGUACUGAGCUAUCAACAAAGCGAUUGAUAAAUAAACAGAAAUAAAUUUUAAUUCCUCAAUCAUGAGUUUAAAUAGCAUUUUAUCGAAUCCAGCCUUGAAAGAUAAGAAAGAAUUGGAGUUGAACGAAGAGUGGAACAACUUCGUGACGAGAAUAGGGGAGGUGUCAGGUCUUGUGAAGGAUAUGGCGAGCGGAGACAAGGCGAAAGCUGACGCUGCAGCCGUGCUUGCUGACCAAUAUCUUCAAGGGAAGGUUAUUGUUGACGAAGACGUGGAAAUGAAGGUCAAGUGUGAUCGUACUGUGAUUAAUAAAAAGGCGUUCCGGAGUAUGGAGAAUGAGAAGGGUGAAAUGGACAAAGACGCAUGGAUGGCAGAAGUGAGCAAGGAUGCAGAGAUGCGUUUUCAAGACAGAAAAGUACGCCGCGAACGCGCCGACACCCUCAAGACUCAAGCCGUAAAAGCUUUCAACAGAGGAGAGUACGAGAAAGCUCUGUCUUGCUACAAUCGUGCUUUGGAGCAAGUCAGAGACAACCCUAUGCUGUAUUGUGACCGUGCGCUUACUAAUAUCAAGCUAGGGAAUUUUCAGAAGGUAUUCAAAGACUGCGAAUGGGCCCUGAAGCUAAACGAGAACAGUUUCAAAGCGCGUCUCUACACCGCUAAAGCUCACAAAGAGUUGGAAGAGAUGGACAAACUGGAGGAAUGCCUGGUAGAGCUGAGAGAGAAGUUCCCGCAGCAUGAGGACCUGGUGCAGUACUUCUUGGAGAAGAAGGAAGGUAAACAGGAAGAUGAAGAUGACGAAGAAGAUAAUCAGUAAUUUUGUUUGGAGCCAGUCCGUUAACCGUUAAGGCUAAGGUGGUUUCCACUAAGGCAGAGGUGAGAGUAAUCAACCAAUAUCAUUGAUUGUAAUCCACAUCUCUUCUCCGCUCCGCUGGAUUACAACCAAUGCUAAUAGGUCCAUUGCUCUUAUCUCCGCACGUCUCCGCCUCUGUGGAAAGGCAGCCUGAAGAGUAAAGUGAGAAAUACUGUUUCAACCUUUACGGUUUAGGACUUUAGGGCUCGGCCUUGUUCUAACGUAAAUUUAAUUUAUUGAGGACGGAAAGGAUGCCAGCUCACCUUAACAUGUGAGUGCCUCUAUAUACACCGCCUAUUUAAUUCUGUUUAGACUUUUAAUUCUUGUUUUGAAUGUAAUCAAAAUGUACAAAACUCAGUUAUUGUCCUAGGUUUCGCAUGAAAUGAUGCCAGUAGUUAAUGAUUACAAAACGUUUAAACUUCAACUAAUUAAUAGCUAAUGUUAAUAAAUUAUUUGAUUUGUUUUGGUA